This is a messenger RNA of Chlamydomonas reinhardtii, 3706 nucleotides long. RefSeq lists its product as uncharacterized. Bases 245 to 2857 code for a protein of 870 amino acids. Gene Ontology annotation, molecular function: protein kinase activity; ATP binding. Gene Ontology annotation, biological process: protein phosphorylation. The record is from RefSeq and is a predicted model, not a curated record. The transcript has 14 exons. NCBI's taxonomy places the organism in Eukaryota, Viridiplantae, Chlorophyta, Chlorophyceae, Chlamydomonadales, Chlamydomonadaceae.
AAUUAUGUUUACGACUGAUUACACGUACCUUUGCUUUACGCUGGGCGACCGCUUUCCCAACUGUGCCCGGAAGUCAACGUAGUUGGCUCGGCGGCAUACCCAUUGCCUGCUCAACCAACUGUAGAGCUAGGUUUUCUUAUUCUGCUUUACACAGACUUAGGGCUAGGCCUGGCACCUGGCAAGCAUGUCUCCACCGGCGUUGCUUCAGAUAUGACUCUCCGGUUGAAGGGAGCAGGCUCACAACAUGUCUUCGGACGACUACACGCAACUCAGGCAGAUUGGGAAAGGCGCCUUUGGCACUGCACAUAUAGUUGAACACAAGGUCACCGGCGAGCGCUCCGUGCUGAAGCGCGUGCGGCUCGCACGCCAGAGCGCAAAGGAGCGCCAAUGCUCCGUCCGUGAGCUGCUGCUCUUAUCGAAUCUCAGGCACCGGAAUGUGCUUGAUUUCAAGGGCUGCUGGGUGGAGGGCGGAUGCAAUCUGUGCCUGCUUGUGGAGCUGUGCGAGAGUGGGGACCUCUUCACACAGAUAAAACUGAGGGCCCAGAGCGGUGUGCACUUCAGCGAGGAGCACCUUCAGGAGAUGGCGGUGCAGCUGCUGUCUGCGGUGGCGUACCUGCACCGCUCCAGCAUCGCGCACCGCGACCUCAAGUCGUCCAACGUCCUCAUCACGGGGGAAGGCUGCCUCAAGAUUGCGGAUUUCGGGUUGUCCACGGUGCUGCAUGACGACGGCGCCGGCCACCUGCUCACAAAGACUGUGGUGGGGACUCCCAACUACAUGUCGCCAUGCGUGCUCCAGGAGAAACCAUAUGGCAUGCCGAAUGACAUCUGGGGCCUGGGCUGCGUGCUAUAUGAGGUGUCCGCACUCAAGCCGGCUUUCCAGGCGUUCAACAUGGCGGGCCUCAUCAAGCGUGUGACCACGGGGGCAGCGCCCGCCAUGCCGUCCUGCUACAGCGAGAAUUGGCGCUCGCUGAUCAAGUCCAUGCUGACUAAGGAGCCGGAGCUGCGCCCCUCCGCCGCUGAGCUGCUGGAACUGGACUGGCUGCAGCCGGCAGUGCGGCGCGUGGCAGAGCGCUUCGGGCCCGAGCUUCCGCCGGGGGCUCCCGACCUGAUCAGCGAGCUGGAGGACCUGCCGGCGGAGAUCAUGGCGCUGUUCGAACAGUUCGCACACCAGGAGCGGGAGGAGAAGCGGCGUGCAGAGGAGGCGCGAGCCAAACGCAAGGCUGCGGUUGCCAAGUGGGACCCCAUGGCACGAGCAGCUGCAGCUGCGGCCGCGGCGGCGACGACGCCGAAGCUGCCGCCGCUGAAACCGCACCAGCCGCGCAAGCCAGCGCCCAAGCCGGCGCGUGGGCCGGGGGCUGUGGGGCCAGUGCCACCACUGCCAAACCGGGCCGCCGCGGGCAGCCCCGUAAACGGCGUGAACCCGGGGGCGGGGACGCCGGCAGCGGCUGCAGCGGGCCGGGUGAUGCGGCGAAAGACGUACCACGGCGAUGGGGAAGCAGCGGCGGCAGCAGCCGCGGCAGCCGGGCCAGGCGCUCGGAUGGCACCAGGCGGCACGCGCACGGCGGCUGCGGCUGCAGCUGGGGCGCAAGGGGGGCGGCCACGCGACGGGGCGGGCGGUGCAGGAAGUGCGAGUGGCAGGUUCGUCCGCCCUCCACCGGUUGUGGCGCAGCCAGAGCCGCUGUCAGCGAGCGGCGGAUCAUUACGCUUGCAGGGUGGUCGCCCCAGCUCCGCGCCACCGGACAGCCCCAUCCGCCGUGCGAUGGGCGCUGCGGCACCCAGCGCCGGCCACGACAGCUCCGAGGGCCCGAACGACGGCGACAGCGACAGCGAGCUCUCAGACACCGAUGACUCCUUUGACCUGACAGAGCUGACGGGCGGCGCGGGCGGCGGCCUUAGGCUGGUCCCAGCGAAGACCAGCGUCGACGGUGCAAGUGGAGGCGGCGCGGGAGGAGGAGGCGGGGCAGGCGGCGGCGUUGGGCGGUCGGAUUGCUCCGUGUCGUCGCAGCAGCACCUGCACGACCUCAGCGGCAGUGACUUCGACCUGUUGGAGCGCGCAGGGCCGUCGCAUACGUCGCAGUCCCCACCGGGGGCAGCAGCGCUCUUGCUUGGCACCCGAAGCGGUCCUGCACCGGGGAAAGGUGCUGUUGGUGGCGGCGGCAGCGGCGGCAGCAGGGCUGGGAGCAGGGGGCCAGGGGCCGUGGCGGCGGAGGACGCAGAUGACGUGUUGGGGCAGUGGGCCACGCCGUCGGGCCAUGACCGGGACGAGCCCGGCGAAGACUUGCAAGACGCAAAGGAGCGGGCGGUGAAGGAGCAGGAGGCGACGUUUCGGCACCUGUUGGAGGUGAGCAGGGCGUCUGUAGACAACCAAACAGCCGUUAAGCCGGCGGCGGUGCAGGCAAGCAGCAGCAAGCGCGUGAGCUCACCGGGGCUGGGUGGCGGUGGCUUUGCAGGCUUUAUCGCCUCCGCGGCUGCUGCUGGUGCCGGUGGCGGUGGGGGCGUGCGCGCCAGCCAUCCAGCACCGGCAGCAGGCACCGGCGUCCAACGGAGCUCGAGUGAGGGGACAGGGCCGCCGCGGCCGCAGUCAUCAGGAGCACCGAGGCCACCUGUGGCGCCGGUGGCAGGAGGAGUAGGAAGCCGGUCGGGGGCGCCAGGAACAGCUGGCGUCACAGCGGGGAGCAAAGCGCCGCGCGUCAGCGGAAGCGGCGUGAAACCGUCACCAGCGCCGCCAGCGGUGCCGCGGCCGCCAUCCGGGGGUCGGGUGCGGACUCACUCACCCGGCACCGAACGCACCACGACGCGCGCUCCUUCCGGCUCAACUGCUCCAGCUGCACGGACUGCCAGCGGGGCGGCACGGUAGCGGCCGACACAGUAUUUUAUUUGCAUCUUGACCAUCUCCCUGAUUGCAGCUGUUUAUGACGUGUGUGUAGUGACGCUUUCCUCGUUUGCUUUUUGGGAUGACGCGUGUGGAGAGACAGUCACAAACAACGGGAUGGAGGCACAGGAUAAAGGGUACUAUGCCAUUUGCAACUUGGUAUCUGACCACGGAGAUGUGGAUACUUACAUGACGGCUACGUGCCGUAUCUGCCGCUUGCAGCAUGAGUGCACUGGCCAGCGCCGCCUUAAGUUUGCAGGGAGGCAUGGACUUGGGCAGCCUUGCGCUGCGAUUGACACAAAGUGACCCAUACAUCGCGGAACGAAUGACCUGUGCAUCCCACGGUAAUCUGCAUAAGAUUAGCAUGGGGCUGUGCAGCGCUGCAGCACAUGGUGUACGGCACAAGGAUGCGGUUGCAUCUGGAUGCACAGUCGCGUUGCAAUGCGUAGCAUACCGUAUAAGGACAACGGGAGGUGGGAGACUGUUAAUAGCUGUUUUCUUGCUGAACCCAACCUGUUCCAUAUGCGUGCUUCAAGCCUUUGGGACUGACUACUUAUUCGCUGGCCCAAGAGAGGAAUAGAGAGGAGGGGCUUGACUGUUGAAUUCAACUACUAUCGUACCGGUAUUAGCGGGAUGUCUGAUGUUCUAUUGCGCCAGUCGAUAUGCGCGUAGGUCGACAGCUGCGCGGCCAUGAUGCAAGCAAGCUCGAUUGUGGUCUGGCUUCGUGCAAUUGAAAGGGAACUGCUGUGCAUCUGGACACGGCCAGGUAGUUUGCAUACCCGCGGCGAGUGGAUGCGUGGGGUGUGGGCGUCGGGGCUCGGGGCUCGGGAGCAA